Messenger RNA from Gambusia affinis (western mosquitofish), 4220 nucleotides. Its product is annotated as protein-serine O-palmitoleoyltransferase porcupine-like. Bases 250 to 1638 code for a protein of 462 amino acids. The transcript has 15 exons. Gene Ontology annotation, cellular component: membrane; endoplasmic reticulum. Gene Ontology annotation, molecular function: Wnt-protein binding; palmitoleoyltransferase activity. Gene Ontology annotation, biological process: Wnt protein secretion; canonical Wnt signaling pathway; protein palmitoylation. The record is from RefSeq and is a predicted model, not a curated record. NCBI's taxonomy places the organism in Eukaryota, Metazoa, Chordata, Actinopteri, Cyprinodontiformes, Poeciliidae.
GUUGGCUCAUGUUCUCGCGUGCCUUCAUACAUGAUAAACCAGUGGUGCUGAUGCUGUGACAAUGGGAGAUAUGCACCAUCUGAAGUAAGGAUCCGGCAGCGGCUGCAUGCAGGCUUGACGGACAGCAGAGAAAACAUCCCGAUAAAGACACAAGGAGGAACCUCCUGGUUCUGCCCGGAGAGGCAUAACUCUUCAAGCUGCUCCAUAAACCAAGGUUGUUUGGCUUCCAUCUGCAUCCCCAGUCCAGAGAUGGGAGUGUUCAGCCGGCAGAAGUUUUUCCAGGAGCUCACUCAUGGCUGCCUGCUGCCUACAGCUCAGCAAGGCCUGGAGCAAGUAUGGCAGCUGCUGGUUAUCUGCCUGCUGUGUCGCCUGCUCUGGAUGUUAGGUCUCCCUUCCUUCGUGAAGCACCUGUGCACGGUGGCGGGAGGUUUCUACACGCUGUACCUGUUCUUUGAGCUCCACAUGAUCUGGGUCGUCCUUCUCAGCCUGCUUUGCUACCUCUUUCUCUUCCUGUGCCGCCAUUCGACCAUCCGAGGAACCUUUCUGUCUAUAACGGUUCUCAUCUACCUGCUUCUUGGGGAGCUGCACAUGAUGGAUACCACCAACUGGCACAAAAUGAGAGGUUCACAGAUGGUGGUGGCCAUGAAAGCUAUCUCCUUGGCUUUUGAUCUGGACAGAGGAGUUGUGACCAAUGUUCCCUCACCCAUCGAGUUCAUGGGCUACAUUUACUUUGUGGGCACCGUCAUCUUUGGGCCCUGGAUCAGCUUCAACAGCUACAAAGAAGCUCUAGAAGGACGUAAGUUGAGUUUAGGAUGGAUUUUAAAAGUGUCUCUUAGCUGGGUGAAGAGCCAGAUCUGCCUUGUCGUUUCCAACUGCGUGGCUCCCUACCUCUUUCCCUACUUUAUCCCCAUCUAUGGAGACAAGCUCCUACGAAGCAAAAAGAGGAGGAAGAUCAGAGGCUCACUGGCAAAGUGGCUGCUGGCAUAUGAGAACACAAUGUCUUUCCACUUCAGCAAUUACUUUGUCGGCUACCUGAGCGAAACUACUGCGACUCUCGCCGGGGCAGGUUUUACGGAGGAGAAAGAGAACCUCAAAUGGGAUCUGAGCGUGUCCCAGCCGCUCCAUGUGGAGUUUCCCCGCUCCAUGGUGGAGGUGGCGACGUGGUGGAACGUGCCCAUGUCCCGCUUUCUGUACACAUAUGUUUUCAAGAGUGCCGUUAAAUUCGGGACGUUCACUGCCGUCAUGGUGACGUACAUCGCCAGUGCCCUCUUACAUGGUCUAAGCUUCCAUCUGGGUGCAGUUCUGAUAUCUCUGGGGUUCAUUACGUACGUGGAGCACGUUUUUCGGAAGAGGCUUGCCGCCAUAUUUAACGCGUGCGUGCUUUCUAGGAAAUGUCAGCCAAACUGCAGUCACCAAAACAAAAAGAAGCUGUGGGUGUAUAUGAUUAACAUAGCAUUUUCUGCUUUGGCAAUGCUUCACUUGACAUAUCUGGGCUCUGUGUUCAACUCCAGCGUGGACUACAUGGAGGAGAAUGAGGACGAGAUCACCCACCACACCAUCCAGAAGUGGUCUGAACUGAGCUGGGCGAGCCACUGGGCCACGUUCGGGUGCUGGAUUCUAUACCGCCUCAUUCUCUAACAACUAGUGAAGCAACUAGAAGAAGAGAGAAGCAAUAACGAGAAGCAGGUUUUUCCACUUUUCUGUACUGUGACUUCAUCCUGCAUCAGACUUGCAGUUUUCAGGUUGUGCUGUAUUUGGGUCGGGGAAUGAUAUUCUAACCUUCUGGGGACUGGUUUUGAUAACCGUGAAAAGAAAAAGACAGACCGCAGCGCCUUUUUUUCUCUCCCUUUUGUCUGUUUCACAUUCUUUUUUUUUUUUUAUCUGAGGCUCAGUCAUCAUGGCCUCCUGUUGUGGCAGCGUUUACCUCUGUCUCACUGUGACUCACAAUCAAUAACUAUCAGCAUGGCGGACACGUGACGGUGCGCGUGAGGCAGACGUCCCCUGGUGGCCACAGCCCACCAUGUCAACUGUUUCCUGGUCACGCAAAGCCUCGUAAAACUUUUCACAUUUAGUGGGAUUUUACGUCUUAUCCCAAGAUAAAGAAGGGCAGAAUUAUGAAGUGAAAGAAAAAUUUGGGAUGUAAUUUCAGCUGCAAGUCAAUUUGGUUUGCAUCAAAUUAAGUUUUUGUUCGUUCUUAUUUGCAAAAUAGCUCGAUCUAAAUCAGAGAACAGCUUUAAAUUUGGACUUUAACUAGGACAUUCUAGAAUAUUUGUAUGAUUUGAUCCAAGGGUUCACCCAGUCGUUUAAUAUCCUAGAAAAUUCUUACAUUUUAGUUAUGGUUUGGAAAAUGUUAGAUAUGCAAACUGCACAGUUUUCUAAUAAAGUAAAAUCUAAUGUUUGAUUAAAAGCCUAAAUUUGGCAAGUUUAACCAUUAUUAACAGCUAAAACUAGAUAUUUUAUAUACCUAACAAAAAGACGUGUUUUUUCAGACUGAGGUAAGUGAAAUCAGAAUAAACGUAUCUCGUUUAGAGAAUUACCCAAAUUAUUUCUAGUUGCUGAGUAGCAGAAAGCUUAGCAAGAACAUUUUUAGAGAUUUUAUUUUUUAAAUUUUCUUUAUAUAUGGUGUUUUAAGCAUUUAGUUUGAGCAGGAAAUUUACCAUAACAUGAUUUGUUUGUUUGAAUUGUUCCAAUGUAAUGAAGAUUUUUUUUAUUACCAAUUGCUCCAUGUCUAAAAAUAAAAGCUGGCUCAUAUUUUAAAUAUUAAAUAAAAUUCUUGAAAUUUGUGGACUUAAUUUUAUUUAAUUUUUUGUUAAAUUAGUGUUUUAGUCUUAGACCUGCCAGGUGUAAGAGCUGAAGCUGAGGGAGACACUUCAAAACAUAAAAUAUAGUUAUAUUUUAGUUUAUAUUGUUUAUUGUAAUAAAGUGAAGUAGGGAUAGAUUAUAUAAUAAUAAAUUGAAAUUCAUUUUGUUCAUUUGUGGUGUUUUUAUAUCCAACGUUUGGUGCUGGGAAAGUUUAAAAACUUACCUGGAAAAUCAUUGAAAAGGAUUUGCUCUACAUAUUUUUUCCCAUUAAUUCUGACCGAUGCAUCCCCCCAGCAUGCUGCUGCCACCACCACCAUGUUUCAUAAUGCUGAUUAUUCAUUAAUGUUUUGUAACAAACGCCUAAAUUAUUCACAGAAACGACACAAAACAGAAUAAAAUAAACUUGUUUUUGGGUCUUUGUUAAAUAUUUUCCUUCCACUUCAUAAUUAGAAUGAAGUCUCACAUUUGUCACAUUUGCAAUGUGACAAAUGUGAGACGUUUCAAGACAUUCCCUAGUCUUCUGUCCUCAACAAAUCUAAUUAAAUGUCCAGAAUCAAUAAUGCAGUUUCCUGUCUCUCUGUGAUAUAUUUUUUAAAUUUCUCCCAGCCAGCCUGCGUUGUGGCUGCUUGUUUGCGGUUCUGUCAGGAAGACAAAUCAAAACCCACAGAAUUGAAUUUUUUAUGAACCCUGGUGGGCAGGUGGAUCAUGGCUAAAGGAGACAGCCAGACACUCUGGCAGCUGUAACCAGUCAAUUGUGUGGAGCUGCUUCCAAUUUAAACUACAAGAACACAGGAAAAGCAGCGCACGUCUCUUUCUCCUCCUAGGAACCAACAAAGACUUUAUUUACUGAAUUCAACAAGCACAUAUAAUUACUAGACUGCAUUUUUACCACUAACUAAUUUUGUGAUUUUUAGAUAUAUUAACGGUUUUAGAUGAUUCAAUCAGAUUUUUUUUUACCAGUGUAGUAUCCUGAUGGUGUUUUUUUUCUUUCUUUUUUUUUUUUUUUUUGGUCUGACUUGAAUUAUGUCCUUAAAAAUGUGAUUUUGAUUUUUUUUUUUCUCCUCUUCCUUCUAUAUAUUAUAACUUAAGAAUCAGGGUAUUUGAGAUGUAUUAACAAAAAUUCUCUUUCAGCUUUGUGUAAACUAAAAUAAAAUUAUUCAUUAUUCUACACCAAUUUUUACUUAAUAGGUGCUUGUAAUGAUUUACCACCUGAUGAAAGAGUAUGAGUGUGUGCAUCAGAAAAUGAAGAUUUGGUGUUAGAUAUGACCUUUUGUUGACGUGCCAAGUUUCUGCUGUAGUGCCACUCAGUAUAAUAACCACUGUAAAUACCUUAUAUUUGCUUUAUAUUUGUGUUUUGUCCCAAAAUAUGUAAAACCCAACGGCAUACCUGUGAUAUUUUUAUAAAAUUUUACAUGAAA